AUGGUUGAAUGGACUGAUACACAAAUCCGCAUAUUAAUUGAUGAGAGAAAAAGCAGAAAUACUGAAUACCACAAUAUCAUUUCUCGUAACCGCAUCGGAUUUUGGGAGAGUAUUGCGAAGAAAAUUAACCAACAACAUAAUACAAAUUUCAAUGG
Messenger RNA from Scutellospora calospora, 155 nucleotides. The record is from the annotation of a GenBank genome assembly. Lineage: Eukaryota; Fungi; Glomeromycota; Glomeromycetes; Diversisporales; Gigasporaceae.